Messenger RNA from Dendroctonus ponderosae (mountain pine beetle), 3082 nucleotides. It is a transcript of the gene MED28, whose product is annotated as mediator of RNA polymerase II transcription subunit 28. The coding region runs from base 220 to 1047 and encodes 275 amino acids. NCBI's taxonomy places the organism in Eukaryota, Metazoa, Arthropoda, Insecta, Coleoptera, Curculionidae. The transcript has 6 exons. The record is from RefSeq and is a predicted model, not a curated record. Gene Ontology annotation, cellular component: mediator complex.
ACAAGAAAGCAGCGUCACUGUUGACGUCUGUCCAACACCCAACACAGAACAUAUGCUCUGUUCUGUGCUGCCCAAAUCUGUUUAUUGAUUUAUUUUGUUAAAUCUGGGCUAUAGACAAGCAUAGAGAAAAUAAAUAUUUUGCUUACUCUAUGUAGAGCAAGUUAUAUCUGGGCGAACGCCACGAAAAGCCAGUGACUGAUUUGAUUCAGUCCGUUUGCAAUGAACCCCUUGAAAGAACCGUCGCCUCCUGGCUCAGCUAUGGCAACCCCAACGAAUACCAAUGGAAAUUUAGUUGACGAAUUUGAGGAAGCAUUUCAGUCGUGUUUAAAUGUCUUGACAAAAGAGGAAGCUGUUCCUGCAACCGAUAAAGAUGAAAUUAAAGUCGAAGUAGAACAUACCAUGUAUAGAUUUAUCGACAUGGCUAGGCAAAUGGAAGCGUAUUUCCUUCAAAAACGGUUCUUGCUUUCGGCUCUCAAGCCGGAAAUCAACAUCAAAGAAGAUGUAAACGAUCUACGUAUUGAAUUGGUUCGCAAAGAAGAACUAAUCAAGCGACACUAUGAGAAAAUUGCAGUUUGGCAAAACUUACUAGCCGACCUACAUAGUUAUGCGAAGAGUCCAGCGCAAGCAGGAGGCAAUUCGACCCCAUCAGGUGCCGGUUCCAGCGGUAGCUCUAUUCUGCCAUCUCCUGUACAAUCGCUCGCAGGAAACCAACCCACUAGCCAAUUGAUGUCCAGUAUGCCGACGUCAAUGCAGCAGCUGCAGCAUCAGCAAUUACAACAGCAGCACCAACAGUUGCAGCAGCAACAAUUGCAACAAAUGCAAAUGCAGCAGAUGCAGGUACCUCCUGGUUUGACUGGAGGCACUGUCGGUCCCGGAAUGCUCUCUCCUCAUCAAACAAUGUUCAUGCAUCAGGGAAUUGGGGCGACGAGACCCGGCCCUUUUCAGCAGGCUGGCCCGGGUGGGAUGCUGCAGGGCCCUUUAGCUUUUCUAGAGAAAACUACGAGUAACAUAGAUUACGUUGGAGGGUUGACGGAUGGACGCAGGUGACGAGGACGCGGGAGGGGUCGAGGCAGGGGACGGGGCAGAGGUAGAGGGCGCGGUCGCGGUACUUCCACUAUGCAGCCAGACUACCUGUCUUCCUAAUUCCCCUCCCAGAUGCUGAACUCUUUGAUAGUCGUUGGUAAGUAAGCUGAUAUCGUUGUCUACCUUUUCCAAGUACUUUCGGAAUGUUUAUUCGUCUGUCCCUCUGCAAGACUUUUCAAAGCAGACCGCGUCGGUUCAGAUAAACUAUCCUUGACUUUGAUUGCUGAUGACAAAAAUAGAGUUGCUCUUAAUUCGUCUCCAGGGAAACGCUCAGGCUCUUCUACAUAUUCUAGAAAAGUGAAUGUGAAGAAUAAUAAAUACCCUUUACAGACCAACUUUGCUUUGAAAUGCUCAAAAUCAUUACAAUGGAAUCAGCUUAUAAGACCAAAGAAGAAUUAUUCUCAAUACUCUCAAACUGGCCCUCGGUUGUCUAGUCGAAAUUAAUUUUAAUUGAAUUUUUGAUGUUAUACACACGUUGUUAGUCCACGUAGUGAGAUUUAAAACUGUAAGGAUCGCUAGUUGCGCUGCUAAUUUGCGACCAAUUUUAUUAUAUGUAUUUAUUAUUGGAGUAAAGAAAAGAAGCAAAGUGAAUGAUUUAAUUAAGACGAUGAGAUGGUUGAGAUUUUGCAGUGGAAUAAUACAGGGAUAAUCCAAUUUUUUUUCUUAACAAAUCGGGUGUCAAGAAUUCAAGUAAAGGCGAAGGAAUUUAUCGUUAUAAGUGGAUGAAAACCUAUUCGAAGUUUAGCCAAUUAGUGCAUCCAUAAAUGUGAAAAAAUUGUAGGGGUACACGUUGAAUGUUUUUUGAAAGAUUUUCAUAAUUGAAUUUGGCCUAUACAUUGUACUUAUUUCGUAAGGCUGUAUGAAAUGCUCUGAUGGUAAAUUUCUCACAAACUGCCUAUAGAUCAAUAUGUCUAUUUCACCGGACUAUGUGAUGAAUAUACUUAAAUCUAGCGAGUUUAGAAUAAAAUAUUGAGGUUUUUAUGAUAGUACUACGCUCGUUGUUAUAUGCUACUUUUCAGCUACAUGUUUUGAUGUGCUAAAAGGCGGUGCAUACUUUAAAUGAUCAGUAUAAUGCUGGUUCAGUUUUCAGCCUAGGAAUUGUUUAGAAUAAAAACGAUAUUUUCGAAAUCUACUUGGCAUAAUAUUAGCGAAUAGAGUAGUUUGAAUAAAAUUCUACAUCUGGAGGCUGGUUGCGAAUUGUCAGCCAGUUUAUGUGACGCAAACAGUUACUUGAUGAAUAAUUCUUCUGCAUUAAUCAGGGUGUGAGAGGUUAAAAAUCAACAAUUGUGCGUAAUGGAGCAUUUUGGGAAUCCCAUUAUCGUAUUAUAAAAUAGGUCUAAGUAGAUAAUUCUACAACAUUCACAUACAUAGGUGCUAGAAUAGUAGUUAAUUAUACAUUAGCUGUAAUUAUCCCCCUAAUAAUCACUAAAUACUGAUUUUUUAAAAGGUGUUGCAUUUGAAAUGCCGCUUUUUUAUUAAUUCUUUCAUUUGUAAGAAUUGUUCAACGCAUCACAAGAAAUAAAUUUAAAAUAUGUUAAAAUAUUUUUUCCAAUUUCAAGUUAAUUAGUUUGAAUGUUCAUAUUUCUACAAUAUCUUGUGCAAACAUUGAUGGCAAGACAACACCGUAGGUAUAAGUCGUAUAUUCACUACAUCACUUUUAAUUUGCGUUUCCUGUUUUGGGUGGGGUGAGCUGGUUUCUUCCAAAGAUCAUACUUUUAUCGUAAAAUUGUGGAUAGUUAGCUGGGAGCAACGUUCUUGUCUAUUCUGGUUAGAUCGAAAAAAAUAAGUAGGGUAUAAGAGGCACUUGUAUUUAGCAAUAUUCAACGUUAUUCUGUGAUUUUUAUCAAAAUUUUUGAUAUUUUCACUGUUAUACCUAUCUUCCAUAAUGUGUAAAUAGUUGUAGUUCUCGUUCAACAGCGCGUGUCUUUUUGUUGUUUGUAACGUUACCGAAUUUCAAAAUUGUGAUAUGAGAUAUUAAUAAAUAAGGCUAUCAGUAUAA